AUAGACUUAUCGGUGUGGGGCAAAACCAAAACAACGUGCUGCGCAGCAAAACAUUCAUAUUUCGUUAUUUUGAUAAAAAUACUAUUUGUAAAGAUGCCACAGGGAAAAUUCAAGAAGGCCAAGCUACCAGCAGCGAUACAGAAAAAGAAGAACCAAAAGCAAGCUGCCUUCACCCGCCGAUCAAAUGCGCCCAUUCAGGCGAAAAAGGCCAAGUUUAAUGAGACGCAGAAGAUCAAGUCCGUCAUCUCGAAGUCGGUCAACAAGAGCGUGGAGAGCGAACUGCGCUCCCGCGCCCACGAGGGCUACAUCCAGUUGAGCAAGGCCCAGGAGGCGGUGGCCAAGCACCACGCCUCCCAGGCGAAGGCGGCUGCGGCGGCCAGUACCGCCAAGUCCGCGGAAUAGCUUACUCUAGGCCUAAGUACACUGUUGAUAACCAAAUGACCUGCAUAUUGUAUAGUAAAACAUCUCUAAAACUA
Messenger RNA from Drosophila mauritiana, 476 nucleotides. RefSeq lists its product as uncharacterized. The coding region runs from base 94 to 402 and encodes 102 amino acids. The record is from RefSeq and is a predicted model, not a curated record. Lineage: Eukaryota; Metazoa; Arthropoda; Insecta; Diptera; Drosophilidae. The transcript has 2 exons.